AUGAAGUAUCUGACGGCGCUGGCACUUUGCCUGGUCCUCGGCGUCUCUGCAAGGCCCGGACAAUUCCAGCACCAAGACGCCGAGUUCAGCGAAGACGUCGAGCACCUCAUCCAAAGGGCCAGACAUCCGCCUCGCGCCAACGACGCUGUUGUCAGGUUUUUCAGCACCUUCCCGCGAAUCUUUGGAAUGAAAAUUUGCAGCGAUGAGGACAUCGACAUGAUGUUAAAGGCGAUUCUGGAAAGCCCGGUGCCAAUUUUCGGCCGCGGCUCGCUCAAGGUGUUCCCGCCAAGAAAACCGUCUUCUUCGACGCCGAAUACUGUAAACCCAUCCACCGAGGCUCCGGUCGUCAUUGUCGAGCCGAGUUAGUAGUAUCGGGUGGUCGAAAUAUUUUUGCGGGGGUUUUUAAAGGCGCAUAAGUCUUGGAUAAUUUCGAAAAUGGUAGAUUUUUGAAAAAUCAGGCGGAGACGUCCCUUUUUUGGUAAUCUGUGUCAAUAAAUUCGACUUACUGUGAAUUUUUUUAUCAUGAUUUUUUUAUUUUUGAAAAAAAUUUACUCAACAAUAUCCAUUUUUUUCUUCAAAGAUAGUCAUAAAUUGAACAAAAAUGCUCAAAAAAAGUGAGCUAGGAUACUAAUAAUUAUUAUAAAAAUAUACAACAAAAAAAUUUAAAAAGAGGUUUUUUUACCCUUAAAAAGCAAAAUUGAUCCCCCGUGAAGCUAUUCAUAGUAUUCAUGUCUCUUUACCCUAAGGAUUUUUUUGAACAUAUUUCAAUUUAUACUAUAGUAAUGGAUUGGAUUUUCAGCUUUCGUCGAACGGACCAAGAAGACUUUGGAAGAAGACGUCGAAAUGUUGAAGGGCAUGUAUGCCAAUGUCCGCACCGACAUUGACACUUGGAUGGUGGGAAUUUCUAUCAAGGAAGAAGAAUAAAUUUUUUGCCGAUGAUUCUUUUUACCGUCGGAAUAGUUUUUCGCUCACUUUUAGGGAAUAAUGGCCGAGGAAAUUAUUUUUAGACAAGGUUUUUCAGCCUGUGUUCAUUGUUUAAAUAAGAAAAUUAGCUCUAGAUAGUCUUGUAAAAAUUUUUUUCAAUAUUUUUGGCGAAAAAGUUCAGUCAAAUCUUUAUUGUUGUGAGAAAGUUUUCUAUGUAAGUUGCUUAUCAGGAUUUUUUUACUUGAUGUUUUGCAAUUUUUUUAAAUUUUUUUCACUGUUUUUGUAUAACAAAAGAAGUCCAGUAUCGUCAUGAAAAAAAUAGCGACUCCGACGAAAUUUUCUAAUUUUUCAUGUCUUAAAAACUCUUUCUUGAUGUAUUUUUUUGAAAAUUUUAUUGGCUUGAUAAUACGUAAUCCUCAAGGCGAAAAAAACUAUUUUCAUAUAGUAAAGAAAAAGAAUCAAGAAUUUAAACCGAUAUCUCGCGAUUAAAAAAAUUAUUUGUAAAGGUAAAACUUGCGCACGUUUUGACUAUGUGUGUUCGAAUCGAAGAAUUUUCGAGCGAAUUUACAGAAAAUUUCAUUCGGCUAUGAAAAAAUACUCGAUUUACUUCUAUUAGGCCAUUUUCUCCCAUUUUACUCCCCUUUUAAGCGACCCAGAAAAUGUUUCAUUUGCCAGGCCUACCCCCAGACGAAGGCCUACUACAUGCCGAUGUUGAUCGGAAGCGUCUCCGCCCUUCUGAUGCUCCUCGUCUUCUACACGUGCAAGAGCUUCUGCUCAGUCGCCCUCCGGUUUUUUUCUUCUUUUCAGAAAUUUAUUCCUCGUUUUCGAAGCAGUUUCUUGUAAGUCAAAAUAGCCGUAGGAGAAAAAAAAAUAACGGAUUUGUCGAAAAAAGGUCCUGACACGAUAAAAAAGAAGAGGUAUUGCCUGGUUUGCGGAGAGCGCAGACAGGCCACCUCCCAAGCUGUGAAUUAGCUAUACAGUCUGUUCAAAUUUUGAAUCAAUACAUCCCUCAAGCUCCGCCCCUAAUAAAGCAGUCAACCAAUCAGAGAGCGAGCUCUCCAGAGAGAUUUUUAAUGACGUCAUUGGCCUUAAAGUUAAAAAUAUAGCCUGGUGAGGUGGGAAAUAUCAAGUGCAAUGACAUCAUUCGAAAACGCUAUGGAUGGCUCGAUCUCUGAUUGGUUUAUGACGUCAUUAGGGGCGGAGCUUGAGCGACGAAUAGAAAUAGGCCAUUCCGCGCCAGCUUUUCACGACUUUUGUUUCCCUUCGAGCUAGAGAAUCAUUCCGUUCGAAGCGCGCGAGAUGUUUCUCUGUGUCAUUUAUUUGGCCUAAAAUUUCCGUUUUAUUAAAGGCACAGGCAGAGAUAAAUAUCGCGCGCUCCGAACGGAAGGGUUCUGUAGCUCAGAGGAAAACGAAAAUCGUGACAAGCUGGCGCGGAAUGGGCUAUAUUAAAAAUCUGAACAGACUAUAAACAGAUUGAAUGAAUUGAAUAAUUAUUUCUUUCCGACAAAUCAUAACGAAGAGAAUAUUUCCAGAAGACGUCGUAUGCGUCGCGUCGCCGCCUUCGAAAACGAACUUUUCGACGGCGUCACCAAGGAUCUCCUCAACAAGGGAAAGAACACUCCGCGCAUUCCCCAGCGCCCUUCCAACAGCGACGAGGACAUUUAA
This is a messenger RNA of Caenorhabditis auriculariae, 2589 nucleotides long. Lineage: Eukaryota; Metazoa; Nematoda; Chromadorea; Rhabditida; Rhabditidae. The record is from the annotation of a GenBank genome assembly.